Molecule: messenger RNA, 2813 nt
Organism: Prorocentrum cordatum
Lineage: Eukaryota; Dinophyceae; Prorocentrales; Prorocentraceae
Source: the annotation of a GenBank genome assembly
CACACUCCAUCGCCCCCGAGUGCGCCUCGUGGAGCGGACGUUGCGUGCGUUUCGGGCGCCUGUUUCCCGAGCUGCCGUGGGACUCUACCCCGUGCUUCACGUGGUCAGGACCGCCAUUGGAACUCAGCUGAAGGCUUUGCAGGCCCGAGGGUGUACGAUUUCUGUGAUGCUUGUGCAGUGGCGCUGUCGGUGUCGAUCCAUUUGAAGUUCACCGUUCCCAGAAUGUCAUUCUGAUUCAGAUUGGAGGUCGAGAGAUCUUGCAUCUGUCCACAAGGGUUCACUUUAUCUUCGUCUGGGAUGGUAGCAGGGUCUCUUAUCGAACUGCGCUUCUUCCACCGCGAACUUCCAUGUGCCUGCGCUCCCUUGUACGGUCUCUUCCUCCACGCAUGUUCGUUUCCAACACUGGUCUGAGAGCCUCUCAGGGCAUAUCCAGGCCAUACACUCCAACGACCGGCGACGAGACCAAAGGAUCUUUCGAUUUGGUCGUGAAGGUCUACCCUAAUGGAAUCGUGAGCCAAUAUCUGAACUCCGUCGAGGUUGGCGACUCCGUUGAGAUAUCGGGGCCCCAGGGCGAGAUAACAUAUAAGGAACCGGGCUUUUUAUCCAAGCUGUGGGCGGGCUUCACCGCCCUGCUCGGGCGCAAGAACGUGGACCCUGCGGCCGACGCCUUCGACCUCGAGGCGCUUUCUGCCUCUGACAAGGAGGCUGUGAUAGCCGCUGCGGCGCGCGAAUCGGUGACGGAGGAGGAGGCGUGGCACGUAGUGCAGUCCCUCCGUGGCCUGGAGGAGAAGGAGGUGGUCGCGAGCGUUGGAGCUGCGGGAGCGGCAAAGUUGCGCCGGCUCUCGCAGGUGGUAGGGUCGUCUGCGAUAUUCGAUCCGCUGUCCUCGUGGCUCGUUCUUUCUAUGUUGGCCUGCCUAGUGCUGACUCAAGGACACCACGGAAGGGCGCAGUGCCUCAUCUUUCGCUUCUUUAUGCCGGCGGGGCUCUUCUUCAGCUUCACAUCGAUGGUGGGCAGUCUUCGCUCUGCGGGGCAUGUAGAGAUCAGGAACACGCAUCAGACCAAGACCUCGCAGGCGAUCAUCACCAAGGUCCGCAUACAAUUGGCCAUGCUGGUCCUCAUGAGCGCCUAUAACUGCGUAGCCUUGUACUACAUUGACGAGACGGCCUUUGGCGUCGUCGACGCCGCCGAGCUCGACCGGGUAGUAGUGGUAUUUGCCACUCUAUUCGCGUGGUACCAGUUCACGGUGACCUCCGGCGCUCCCGGCCCCGCCGACCUGGGGCUCGCAGCCGUGGCUCGCGCUGCCACUUCGGAGACCUGCCCGGAGGCCUUCAUCAACGGCACCACGAACCAGACGGCGUUGGACAGCUGCGAGCUUCACGUCUUUGAGAGCUGGUGGGCCGCGCCGCUACUGAUCCUCCUUUGGUUCAUCACGAUCGUCCCUUUGCUCGAUAUACUUUUUGAUUUUUCAGAGCUCGCGCCAGUUCUCGAUGCGAGAAAGUCGUGGAGGUUCGCCUGGUACCUCGGGGAUGAAAACCCCUCGAGGAGGCGUAACCUCGCCAACGAGUCGAUAGCGCAACAUCUCGAGGCAGAGUUUCGAGUUGAACAGUCGAGCGACACCUUGGGGCAAUUGGCGACGCUCUUCGCCUCGCUCAGCGGGGCCGCGUCAGCCCAGGAGAGGUGGCGCCUUCGCGGCGGCCUUUCGUUCACCAGAGCGGUAUAUGCAGCAUAUUGGGAAACCGUGUGGAAUGCACGAGGAAAUGCCGCCUGCUGGGAGACUGGCAACCAGAAUCGGGAGGAUCGUAAGCGUGAGCAAGGUACCCUGGUCCAAUCGGCAAAGGAUCCGAUAUCCUAUGCCCGUCGCAUAUCCACAAAGCAGGGAUUAUGGGCAGUGCGGCACUCGGAGGGCAGCGUGUCGUUCUCCAUCGGCCUGUCCGCCUUGCGCGACAACGCGAAGUCGGCGGCCACGGGGGUGUUGGCCCGGAAAUGCACCUCCAACUUCUUCACCUCAAAAGUUGAGGCCAACGCGCGCACUAUCGGUGCUGGCUCGCUCAUCCCGCGCGCGCAUCAUAUCGAGCAGCGCAUCAUUGAGGGCCAAUUUCCUCAAAUCCCGUUCAAGUCCGCAGAGGGAGCCCUGCGCGCCAAAAUCGUCAAGAUGUCGUCCAUCGAGACUCGCUACAAGGAGUCCCUGCGAGAGGAGCUCCCCGACGCGGCGGUGAGUGAGAUUGUGCGCGAGCCAGAAUUCAUUCUGGGCACUGCAAACGGCAUUGAGAGCGACCAGCGCGUAGCCGUGACCGCGGAUGAGAUGCGCAAGUUCUUCUUCCCUGGCCUCCUUGUCGAUAUGACGACGGAAGAAGCAGCCCGCAUGGGCGUGACAAGGGCCAGGACGGUCGCAGGCAGGCCCAUGCGGAUCGUUCCCGAGGCGUCGAUUCGCAUGCACGGCGAAGGGAGCGCGGUGCUCAACUACAUCCUGGAGGAGGACGCGGGCCAGGACGGCGGGAUGGGGCACUGCAUUCGCGUGGUGACGCAGUACGGUCUCGACCAGAACCAUUGCGUGAGCAACCAGACGGCUUCCUACGACGUCAAUCCGCUGGAGCCGAUCGGGGCCGAGCAUCUCGGGAAGAGGGUUCUGGUGGACACGCCCUGUCCGGAUGUGGACUUUGUCGCGGUGCGCAUCCCCCGGCCGACGGCUCCGAAUGCGAAGGCGAAGAGCAGGGCCCGCGCUAAGGUAGCGGCGGCGCCCCCGGACCCUACUACAAGCAGGUUUGGCCCGGCAGGCCGCUUCGGCAUCACUACCCAUGGCUCAACGACAUAA